CAAUCUGCAGUGAUACAUUUUAACAGUAAAUAUUAUAGAUUGUGCUUCAUAAUUCCCCAUUUCUAUGUAUACAUAUGGAUUCUCCAGUUUCAAAAGGUAAAGGCACCCUCCUACCUUGACCACCCACAUAAGAAAAAGUGGGAGCAAUAUUAAGUAUAAACAUAAUAAUAUUAAUAAUAAUAAUUUAUUAUUAUUAUUAGGACCUGAAUGGUGAAAAUCAUUUUCCUUUUCAUUUAUUCCUCAUGAAUUGCACAAGUUGUAGUGUAGUAAACCUUAAAUAGUUAAUAUUUCUCAAUGGAGAAAUCCUAAAGGUCACAAACUUUUCAGCAUUAAUGGGGACAAGAGAUGCCCCAUACCUGGCCAUUGGGCUGCCUGUGGCCAUACCUCCUCCCCCUGUCCACCAUGAGUGUAUACAUUGAGUAGUGCAGUUAUCCUGUCAGGAAUCAGUCGUGUUUCCCCCAUAUUCUUGUCUGUGCUCAGCACCUGCUCCCUCCCUCUGUGCCUGACCCCCUCCUUCCCUCCUCCUCUUGUCUGUGCUCCUGAUCCUCUCCUGCUCCACUUCGUAUCUUUGUGUUUCUCAGUCACUUCCCUUUUGUUUGCUCCACAUCUGUGCCCCUGAGCUUCUCCCUUCCCCCUCCUCCUCCUCCUCCUCGUCCUCCUCCCGGCUUGCUGAAGGCUCAGAGAGAGGCAUAUACAAGGUGAGUGUAGGCUGCCAAGCACCGGCUGUGGAUGUCAUGUGUGGACUGGGACCUAGCACAUGAUCCGUGUAUGGCUUUGCUCCUAUUUCUUUAUAUUUUGUGUAUAUUUUUGAUACAUAGUUGCAGAAUGACAAGUGAUCCCCUCAGUGCUGCACUUGGUGACAUAGUAAUAGUUGUCCCCAGGCUCAGCAGUGCACACACAGUGGAAACGCAUUGCACUGUACUGACCAGCUGCGGUAUGUGUGCGUUACUGACCUGUGCCCAAUGCAAGGACCCGGUCACCUUCCUGAUCUUUAGGGUUUACUACAGACUUGUGCCCUAUUUAUGUGCCCAGCACGUGGGUUUCCCACCUUGUCACCUGGUAUAACGUGCAGGAAGGAAGCCCUGGUAAUGCACCCUGCGUUAUUUUGGGGGCAUGCACAUUGCUGUGUAUCUUGGGGUCUCCCCCUAUAUGCACUGCAGGGUGAAGUAACUGGGGAGCAGCAUGGAACAAGAGGGGGAAUCUAGGGGGUGUCCUUUUUCCCUGCACACCACUAGUGGGAGGGGGUCUCUUUGUUGCAGGGGGUGGGGGAGGGCCGACCUGCCGGUACAGUCCCAGCUCCAGGCUCAGAACAAAGAAUCGCAGGGAGCUGUGUCCUGUCACUGAUAAUGGGCCAUUAACCCUCCCUGUGUGUGCUGGAUGUGGGGUAUGUUUAUACAGAAGAGAAAUCUACAUGCUAUGUGUUUAUAUAUAGACAAAGUUGUGUAUAGUGCGCCUGGGAACUUUUGUUUAUGUUGUGGAUUUGCUAAGUGUUUAUUCCAUCUCUCACCAUUGCUUAUAUUUUCAGUUGUAUACAUAGUGACUACAAUGCUGCAGUGUUGUGCUGACAAUGUAACCUUGUGUAGUAAAGGGCUGUUAAAGGUCCAGCAGCAAUAACGGAAUUCCUAACUUGUUACGUAGGCACGCGUACAGUACCACCAAGCGUACAGUACGCCCAAGCGUGUUCAUAAAGUUUUCAGGAUAGCCCUGUCAGCUUUUAGCACCUUUUUAUAUAUAUUUUUUUCUUUCUGUUUCUAAUGUUUGACAUAUAUCCCUCCUUUUUGUAGGAAAAGUUUCAGGAAGUCCUGGUCCAACCUCAUCCCGGCGGAUCACUAGAGCGUAGUGUUUCCAACUGCUUGAGUCACGAUGAGCUGUCAGGGGGGAAAGGGGAAUCUCCAGAAGACACGCUUGCGCUUACAUUUAAUAUGUCUGCUGGGCUGGGAAAAGAAGAAUUUGGGAUGCUAGGAAGGUAUUCGCCAUCUAAACAGAGGUUCACAUCCAAAUGAAGGGACAUAAACUGUGGAUCACUUUUAGAAGUUGGUUAACGUUGGUUCACAGGACUAGAUAACAUUUACCGCAGACCCCACACAGCGUAGCCCCAUGCCUUUGACCAAAUCGGUGUCUUGAAGGUUCUAAGGCUUUUUUUGGCGGGGGAAAAAAUUGGCUGCGUGAUGAUGGAGACCGAGCAUGCCCCAUUGCCUCGCAUGGGGGCUCAAGAUGUGUAUGAUUUUUGCGACGACGGGGAAUCCCUCGGGAGACUGAAGCCAGUGGAACUGCCAGUGGAGAUGGCGGUUGGUGGCCCUGUUGGUGGCGAUAGUAAUAUGGAACUUGCAGAGCAGCCCCUCAAGAAGAGGAAGCGUUGUGGGGUCUGUGUACCGUGUCUGAGAAAAGAACCUUGCGGAGCCUGCACCAACUGUGUGAACCGGAGUACCAGUCACCAGAUAUGCAAGAUGAGAAAAUGUGAACAGCUGAAGAAGAAGCGAGUGGUACCGCUAAAAGUAGCAGAGAAUUGCUCGGAAGAUUUUUUAGUUGAUGGACCCAAAACAGACCAAAUGGAAACGGGGCCAGUCAAUCCUGUUGAAGAAGGAAGGGUGACGCAGGCAUGUGACCAAGUCCUGCUGAAUAAGGGAUGUGAAGAUUUGGGAAAUAGGCUAUUAAUGGAAGCAAACCCUUGGUUAAGCAAUCCUCCUAUUCCACAGGAUUCUGGCAAAAAAAUCAAUUGGGAUAACGCUCACAUCCACAAUCACGCUGCUGCUAACAAUUCUAAUUUAGAAGAUGCCAAAAACCUAGUAGCGUUCUCUGCUGUGGCCGAGGCGAUGUCCUAUGGGUUACAAGCAUCAGGGCCUCCUUCUAUGGUGUCGACGCAGUUAUAUGAAAAGUUCCAUUAUGAGAUGAAUAGAGAAGGCUCUAGCCUUCCCGAAAAUAAACCUCCAUCUUGCCCCGAAGAUAUUAAUACUCUAAAAACUGCUUUGGAACUUGCAAAACAUGGCAUGAAACCUCCUAACUGUAACUGUGAUGGACCCGAAUGUCCCGAUUACUUGGAAUGGCUUGAGAACAAAAUAAAAUCUGUUAAGGACCGUCAAGAUGGCUCCCACAACCCCCUGAAUCAGGUCAGCAGGGAGUUGGUGGAAAAGAACUACUCUAAAGAACAUGUGCUAGCACUAGAAAAUAAGAUAGCAAAAUGCCCCUCAGGCCCCCUACCCUUCUCUCAGAAUGCAUGGAGCAUUGCAAAAGAGAAAAAUAUAAGUCUGCAAACUGCAAUUGCCAUUGAAGCGCUUACACAGUUAUCUUCUGCACUUCCACAAACAAACAAGGAUUGUCCCAAUGGCCCUUCACAAACACCUUUACCUUCCCACGAACGCCUAACACAUUUUUCACCUGCAAAGGUUGACCAGGGUCAGUUAUUACCAAUGUCAUGCAAUGAAAUGUUCCAGAAUCAGCAAUCCCAAAUAUACACUGGUGGUAAUGCACUUCCUAUGUCUCAACCCUCCAGACAAACAUCUUGGGAUCAAAACAAAGCACCUAGUUACCAUGAAGGACAGUACAUUCCAGAAAAACUAUCUCAUGGCACUCCUAUGCUGCAAAAUGAAGUAUCCACUCCACAAAAAUCUGAAUUUAUGCAGCAAUGGGCUCAAGGUCCAGAGCAACCAAGAACACCUUCAGAUCCCAUGUCCGGGUUGAAACAGUUGCUGGGUAAUGCAGACGAUUACAUUAAGUCUGUGUUCAAGGGACCUGAGUCCAUAACGCCCAAAGUCAAAAAGUCAAAACAAGGCUCUGUGAAGAAAGAAACCCCAACAUCUGACUUCUACAAAAUGUCACCAGAUCAGCAGUUAUCUCAGCUGUUCCAAGAAUCUGAAUUCCAUAGGAGUACACAGGCUGCAUUACAGCAACAUCUUCACCAUAAACGCAACCUCUUCGUAGACUCUCAGGCUGCACAGCAAGGAUCACAAGAACAACAAAAUUGGUGGGUGCCAAACUCUCCAAAGGCCGCAAAGACCGCAGAUAAGCCAGUAAAGGAAAGGAAAAAGAGAGGGCAAUCCCCAUCGCAAAAACAAGCUGAGCCGAAGAUAAAAGUCCCCCGUAAACAAGUACAGAUCAAAAAGCCUAAGCAAAAAGAAGGCCAGGCUCUCUUCUUGCCAAUGAGUCAAAUUAAAAUAGAAGAAUUUCACCCGCCUCUGCAUGAAGAUAGUCAACCCAGUGAAAAGGUUGACCAGUCCCUUCCCAAUGACAAAUCAAUGGUGCUUACAUCCCAGCCUGGGUCACAGGCUAGUGUUGACAACAGAUUUACAUUAAACACUCAGGAAACGUGCUCUGUAAAUCAGUCAAAUGAUAGGCAGGGCCGUAGCUUAUCGCUUGGUAUUCAUCAAACAAACCGUUUUGGUCCGAAAAGUACCAAUACUUCCUCUUCUAUUGAUGACACCAGCUCUAGCUCUGCACAGAGUGACUCUGUUAGUCAGCAGGCCAAUACGGGUCAUGUUUCUGUCCAAAAUGAUCUCAUUGAUGACAAAUUUGAAGAUUUGAUCAGACAGUUUGAAGCAGAGUUUGGUGACGACUUCCCACUCCCAAGUACAGAGAUGGCCUCUCAAAAUGGUGCAAGUCCUGCAAAGCCAGCAAUGCCUAUAGAGCCACAGGCCAGACACCUGUUACCUCCUCAACCACCACCGGUCAAAAACUCUACCAUGUCGGUGAGCCAAGAAAUGUCUCAGAAUUUUGAAAGUCUUUUCUCAUCCAAGUCUCCAAGACAGGUCAAAAUUGAGUCUUCUGGUGCUAUUACAGUGGUAUCUACCACGUGCUUCUCAGAGGAAAAUAAACAACUUGAUGGAACACCUACAAAAAGCGAACUGCCUUUUAAUCCUUCUCUAAGUGGGUUUUUGGAAUCUCCAUUAAGCUAUUUAACUUCACCAACCAAGAGUUUAUUGGACACUCCAGCUAAAAGGGCUCAAGCUGAAUUCCCAACAUGUGACUGUGUGGAACAAAUUAAUGAGAAGGACGAAGGACCAUAUUACACUCAUCUUGGAUCUGGACCAACUGUAGAAUCGAUUAGAGAAUUAAUGGAGGAAAGGUAUGGAGAGAAAGGGAAAGCAAUCCGCAUUGAAAAAGUCAUUUACACGGGAAGAGAAGGGAAGAGCUCCAGGGGUUGCCCCAUUGCUAAAUGGGUCAUCCGCCGUCAGAGUGAGGAAGAGAAGCUGUUGUGUUUGGUCCGGCGCCGAGCUGGCCACCAUUGCGAGAAUGCUGUCAUUAUCAUAUUGAUCAUGGCUUGGGAGGGAAUCCCUCGUUCCUUUGGUGAUAAGUUGUAUGAUACUAUCUCUGAAACCAUCACCAAAUAUGGAAACCCAACGUCAAGAAGAUGUGGCCUGAAUGAUGAUCGGACUUGUGCGUGCCAAGGCAAAGACCCCAACACCUGUGGUGCUUCUUUCUCUUUUGGGUGUUCAUGGAGCAUGUACUUUAAUGGUUGCAAGUAUGCUCGAAGCAAAACUCCAAGGAAAUUUAGACUAAUUGGCGAUAAUCCCAAGGAGGAGGACUGUCUUAAGGAUAACUUUCAAGAUCUGGCUACUAGGGUUGCUCCAGUUUACAAGAUGCUUGCCCCACAGGCUUAUGAAAAUCAGGUUAACAAUGAGGAAGUAGCAAUUGAUUGCAGGCUUGGGUUGGAAGAGGGGCGUCCAUUCUCCGGUGUUACAGCCUGUAUGGAUUUCUGUGCCCAUGCACACAAAGACCAGCACAAUCUCUAUAAUGGCUGCACUGUGGUAUGCACGCUGACAAAGGAGGACAACAGGAUGGUUGGUAAGAUUGCUGAAGAUGAGCAACUCCAUGUGCUGCCGCUUUACAAGGUCUCCAACACAGAUGAGUUUGGGAGUGAGGAAGGUCAGCAAGAAAAGAUGAGGAAAGGGGGACUACAGGUGCUAUCGUCUUUCCCCCGUGAAGUCCGAAAGCUUUCUGAACCCGCCAAGUCUUGUAGGCAGAGACAGCUAGAAGCCAAGAGGUUAGCAGCUGAGAAGAAAAAGCUUCUAAAAGAGAAACUUACCACCCCGGAUAAAACCAAGCUGGAGCCAGCAGAGAUGCCAACAGACCAGCAGAACCAAGGUGCCCAGCCACAACAGGUAAAGCCUUGUAUAAAAGUGGAGCCUACAAAUCACUACAAUACCUACAAGUAUAAUGCAAACGGAGUUGUUGAGAGUUACUCUGUGUUGGGCAGCUGCAGACCUUCUGAUCCAUACAGCAUGAAUAGUGUCUACUCCUACCAUUCUUUCUAUGCACAAGCACCUAACCUGCCUUCUAUAAAUGGCUAUCACACAAAAUUUGCUCUUCCUCCCUUUGGAUAUUAUGGCUUAUCCAACAAUCCUGUGGUCCCUUCUCAGUUUAUGAAUUAUGGUUCCAAUGACACAAGGACUGGUGGAUGGAUGAGCAACGCAUUUGACAAAAAGUCUGAAAUGCAACCAGCAGCAGAAAGUUUAAACCAUGGUUAUGGCAAUGAGUCCUCUGAGCAAAAUUAUGGGCGGUCUGGAGACAUAAUGCAGCAGUACAACCUCCAUGAUGCAAACAGACAAAAAUCUGCAAGUACCCCCCACCGGACUACACCGGCUCCAAUGGAUAACACUCCUUAUUCAUCCUGUUUCAACAAAGUAAUCAAGAAGGAACCUAUGAAUGAAUUCUUGCAUGAUGCAUUCCAGAGAUCCCCAAGUGUCCAUUCUCUUUCUCAAAGUCCUGCUUUGAAUCUUUCAUUACCGAAAAAUGAUCAGGCCAUUCCCUAUAAAGCAAAUGGGGCAUUGUCCUCUUCUGAAAGGCCAAAUUCAUCAGGUCCCCAGAAUAUGGUUAUGAACACUGAUAAAACCAGUUUAACAAAUGGUCUGGAUAAGAGAGAUUAUUAUGGUGUCCAAUCAAAUGGCAUGGGUUUGAAGAACAUACAUGGACCAAAUAAGCAAUGGGGUAUAUAUGGGAUGGAUACCCAGACUGGUCAGCGUGAUUCGAACACUCCAGGAAAGGUCUGGAGUUCGUGCAAGCUCAGUGAAAAUUCUGCAAAUGCUCAAGAGAACUGGAAUAGUGGGCGUGCGAUGAAGGAGACCCAAAUGUUUCAAGAAAAGCUCUGGAAUUCAGUUGCUGGUAAUGAUAGGUGCAGUGUGACACCUAGUGCCAGUAUGCAGGAUAGGUCAUGGAAUAUGUUUGCUUCUCCAGCCACUCCAUCAACCCCUUUAAAAGCAGAUACUUGGGAUCCAUUUAGUUUAGAUGAUAACAUGAACGAGACACCGGUCAAGAAAGAGGAGGAGGAGGAUGAAGAAGUCUGGUCUGACAGUGAGCACAAUUUCCUUGAUGAAAAUAUUGGAGGAGUUGCUGUAGCGCCGGCCCAUGGCUCCAUCCUUAUAGAGUGUGCACGUAGAGAACUUCAUGCCACCACACCUCUAAAGAAGCCCAAUCGCUGUCAUCCAACCCGCAUUUCCUUGGUGUUCUAUCAACACAAAAACUUGAAUCAGCCUAACCAUGGACUGGCACUUUGGGAAGCCAAAAUGAAGCAAUUGGCAGAAAGAGCACGAUUAAGGCAGGAGGAAGCUGCUAGAUUGGGGAUCAAACAGGAAGUUAAAGGCAAAAAGAGAAAGUGGGGUGGUGCUGCUACUACAGAGACCCCACCUGUCGAAAAGAAGGACAGUAUUCCAACUCGACAAGCAGCUCCUAUGUUGACAAACUCUUUUACCACUUCAUCUUCCUAUGCCUAUACCAAGGUUACGGGACCAUACAGUCGCUGGAUAUGAGAUUAAAACAGCUACCGUUGUGGCCAUUGUACCUCAAGCUAUUUGACGGCACUGUAAAAUAUGGUGCUAUUUUUGGUGCUUUUCUUUUCUCCUGUGUACCACAGGGGGAUCCUGUAUCUGUACACAUCUCCCAGGACAUGAUCCACAAGAGAACUAUUACUGUAUAUUUUUUUUUUCAAUUAAUCUAAAAAAAAACAAAAAGAAGAUUUAUAUCUGCAUUUUUUUUAAACCUACUGUUGUACAACCAAUGACAGGAAUAUCUUGGCGUCCUUUUACAAGACACACACACAUUAAAAAAAGAAAAAAAAAGAUUUUUAAUCACAUUCAAACAUAUAUUUAUUGGAUUUUAUAGAACAAUAAUGGUGCAAAAUUUAUAGCUGAAUCACAUCUGCAAAGGUUUUCUAAGCUACUCAAAAUCAUAGCUGUUUUGCCACCAAAAAGUAUGCUCGCAAGUACAUUAUUUGUCGGUCUAGUACUCUCGUAGACGAUUGUAAUGAUGGAUCUAUGGCAGCGGGCUAUACCACAGAUACAGUAGCCCUUUUAUAAACAAUUUGGAUCUUGUAAAUUAUUGGCACCCAAACAUAACUUAUGCUGGACCACCAGAAUUUUUUGUUUACACUAGUAUUAAUGGGGGUCCAUUUGGGCUUUCCGCUAUUUUUGACGGAUCUAAAAAUGGAUUUGUCAUAACGAUCAUGACCAUCCUGUGAGAUAGAUGUCUUUGAGAAUAUGACUGCCUAAAAUCUAUAGAUGAAAUCCAUAUAUUAUUUAAAGUGGCAUUUUUUAAACAUUUAAAAUAUAUUUAUAAAAAAAAUCUAAUCAUUUUAUUCAUCACCUAAAACACAGGCUCCACCCUCCAGUCGUGAUGUAUGUAAAACUGUAUUUAAUGAAAUAUUAAAAGUAAUAAUUUAAUAUAAUUAUUUUUACCAUGUGGGAGACAAAGCCUGUGUUUGUAAAGUAUCCUUUUAACAAUCUUUUUGCUGCUACUUUUUGCACCUAAGUGAAAUUAAUGAUUGGAAUUUUUUUUGUCAUUUUCAAUGCACAUCUGUUUUUGUUCUCCUUUUUAGAGCUUCUUAUACAUAUUAAAAACAACUUAACUACUACUGCAGUAGUGGAAUAUAUUUUAUUUUUUAAAUUGUAGACAAAAGGGCUGCUGUAUCUUGCAUCCAAUGAAAACUGUGAAUAUUAUGCCAUUGUUGUCUGUAUCUGAUGGAUAGCAUACGUGGGGCUGGUAGGCACUGGGGCAUUCUCUGUUUGAUUUAUAUCAUUAACACUGCCAUGCGGACCACAGUAUCCUUUAAUUAUGUUUUAGAAAAAUUUCCACCAAUUUUUAUUUUAUUUUUUACUGUAAAUGUGUUGAACCCGUUUUUGUAAUUUAAUUUUUAUGGUUUUGUUUAUAUAUAUUUGUGUUUUGUUUUUUUUCUGGUGGGAGGGGGUGAGUAAAAGGAGUUUGGUGCUUAAUCUCCUUAGAAACCAGACAAUUAUUGCAACAUAAAAUAUCUAUGACAGCAAGACCUAUUUUUUUGGCCUAAAGAUUGCAGGUGCUACAAAGAAGAAUUAAAUAAAAGUAUUUUUAUGAAAGUAGUGGAAUUAAGACUAUUUAGAUUUUUAGCAGGUAAAUGUAUCAGUCUUUAGAUUGGGUAAAGGUUGCAAGCGUGUGAAAAAAUUAAGAAAAAAAAACAUUGCACCUAUAAUAAUUGACUGUCCCAACUAUUGGGUGGUUUGUUUAAUACCGAAUGUAAAUCCAAUUCUAACUCAAUUUUUAAUAUUAUAAAUUGUUUUUGUUGCAUUUAGGUUUAUAACGCAUUUGGAACCAUCAGUCUGUAAAUAGCUUUAUUUUUUCCAUUUCUUUUUUCUUUUCUUUUUUUGCCUGUUUCCAUAAUUUGAAUUUAAAGCACUUUUUAUCCUGCUGCAAAUACAUAGAUAAUGGGAGAAAUGUAUAUAGAGGUAGAAUAUUUAACGCAAUGUGGCCGUCCUACCAACUACUAUAUCUGCUUUUAUAUAUAUAUAUAAAAAAUAUAUAUAUAAUUUUUUUAGUUGUAAUUUGUAAGCUACAGAAUUGUUGCUAUUGUACAGUCUAGAGCAACCAUUAGAAGAAUAAUAUAAUGCCACUCCACCCCCACAAUAUACCGUGCGGCUCUGUAUAAAUGUUAUUGAGUAAUUGUACAUUUCUCACAGGCUGGGAACAUAGGUCAAGACCAUUGGCACAAGUUGACGUCAUAAGACUUUUGUGUGGCGUUUUUGCUAAGGAAGACCAAAAAAAAAAAAAAAAAAAGCAACCUAUCGGCUCCGUGAAAUUUACAUAGAAUUUUUACCUUGUAUAAAAAUUGCCUUUGACAUCUGCAGUAUAAAAUAAACUCUUCACCCUUCAUCUGAAUAGAUAAAUCAUUCAUUCGUGUUUUUUGAUGAAAAAAAAGUUAGUUCCUUACAAAAAAAAAAAAAAAAAAUCAGUAACUAUAUAUAUAUAUAUAUAUAUAUAUAUAUAUAUAUAUAUAUAUAUGGAAAAAUGGUAACCAGAAAUUGGGCUUAGACCCCUUGCAAGGACAGAAAUUGACAACAUCUUCACCUGAUAGAAUAAACAUAUAAAAUUAUAAUUGAGUUUUCAUUUUUGGAAUAGUUAAUACAGAUUGUUACAGAAUAAAAUAGGACAUUUAAGAUGAGUUCAGUAGUUGAAAUAUUUUUUUGCCAAUGUCUAGUCAUUCCUAUACAUUAACACAAUGUUUUGUUAGAUUGGCCAUUUGUUGGGUACCAUUUGUUGCGUAUUAGUAAAAUGGCGCUAUAUUUUGAUGACAGUUUGUGCCUAUUAUUGCAGCUUAGCCCUAUUUAUUUAAAAUGGAAAUGAGCUGCAAUUUCAAAACUCAAUACAUGCAUAUAAGUGGCACUGUUUAUGGGGAGAAAAAAAAGAAUAGACCUUUUUCAGGUUACCACCUACCAAUAAUAAGUGACCAUCGCUAUAUCUCCUCUCUUGACUUGGAGGCCCCUUGAAUCUUGAUUAUAACAUAUUGGCAGUCACUCUUUUUGCAUGGGAAAUUGCAUUGUGAUUUUUGAAUGGACAUGCUGACAUGGCAGGAGGCAAUGACCAUGUUGAGAUAAAUAGGGAAACCAUAUACUGAGAGUUAUAUGGAAAGACCCAAGUCUAAACCCACAGUGUGCACAAUUGUCCAAUGUAGUACUAAAUAUUUUAUACCAAAAUGUGUCCACAUCAAAUGUGGACCUAGAAAUGAGGCUGAGUAGAGAUGAGCGAACUUACAGUGAUUCGAUUCAUCACGAACCUCGCGGCUCAGCGUUUGCUGACUUUAGCCUGUAUAAAU
This is a messenger RNA of Hyla sarda, 11047 nucleotides long. RefSeq names its product tet methylcytosine dioxygenase 3 (gene TET3). The transcript is spliced from 10 exons. Lineage: Eukaryota; Metazoa; Chordata; Amphibia; Anura; Hylidae. The record is from RefSeq and is a predicted model, not a curated record. The coding region runs from base 2169 to 7739 and encodes 1856 amino acids. Gene Ontology annotation, biological process: positive regulation of transcription by RNA polymerase II; oxidative demethylation. Gene Ontology annotation, cellular component: nucleus. Gene Ontology annotation, molecular function: zinc ion binding; DNA binding; DNA 5-methylcytosine dioxygenase activity.